GUGCUUAUGGAGUACCCUGGGGUUCUGAUCAUCUCAUCCUAUCCACAAAAUAAUGACCUCAAGGGUAAGUAAGGGCAUAGUCUCCAAAUUAUAAAUAUUCCUACUCAAACCAACAUAUUACCAGUCUAUUCAAAAUGGAACAUAGAUAUACCAGCAGUAGAUAUUAACUGGAGUACUGUCUGGUCCAAUAUUACAUUCUCAUCAAGAAACCUAAUUACCAAAUGACCCACUACAAUUUUGCCAGUAUGAGUUAUCCGAUUCCAAAAAAACGUUUCCAGAUGAACAUAAACUCAACCUCUGUCUGUAUGCUCUGCCCCCAGGGUACUCCUGGCACAUUUAUUCAUAUGGUCUAAGAUUGCCCAGAGGUUUUCUCCUUUAGGCAAUCUGUGGCUUCAUCAUUAUCAGGCAUUUUGCCUAAAUCCAUCCCAUGUCUACACAAUGUGCUGCUGCUUAAUUAUGACUUCGCUGAAUUUAACAUACAGGCAGAGGAUCAUUUUUCAGAGGAUCAUCAUUGCCCAACUUUAACUGUCAAUCUCUAGACUGCAUGGUGCAAAACCCUAGAAUAUUAACAUAUGGGUAUUUCUAUAAACUUGGAUACCAGUGAGGAUUUUCUAUACUAGAUAACUUGUUACAGCUGUUGAUAAGUCAUUGAUAAUAAUCUGCCUUUUUUUUUGUCAUUAAGGUAAGGUACAAGGGGGAUCAUAGCUAUAUUCAAUAAAAAUGAAUGAGUUGAUUUAAGACCUAUGUUUAACCCUUUAUCAUGGUUGGUGUCUUGACCGAUUUACCAAAAAUUGUGUGACAUAAAACAUUAUUUUUCUGUCCUUGCAUUUAUGGUAGUGUAAGUUGUCGUAUCAUAUUAAGCAUUAAUCAGUUACAUUAGACAUUGGACUUGAACCCUGUAAGAAUCCUGGAUGUAGCUGUCCUACAGUUAUUUUUUUUGUAUAGAGAUCUCAAAAAUGCAGUGUAACAUUUCGUGUAUCCUUAUGUUACAGCAUGAAACCCGUUUUCAUUGGCACACAAAUCCAAAAUAAUGUAUGCGAUUGCUAAAUCGAAUGCUUCUAACCGUUCUAAUCGUUAGAUUUAACAGAGAACGCAUCAAGGUAAUGAGUUCAUGUUUUAAUAUGUUUUUGCCUAGGAUUGGACACCCCAGUCUACUGUGAGCAAUUGUGUAGGAUAGACUAAUCAUUUUACAUUUUACAUUUUAGUCAUUUAGCAGACGCUCUUAUCCAGAGCGACUUACAUUACACUUUUUUUUUUUUUCUUCAUACUGGGGAGUCGAACCCACAACCCUGGCGUUGCAAACGCCAUGCCCUACAUCCCUGCCGGCCAUUCCCUCCCCUACCCUGGACGACGCUGGGCCAAUUGUGCGCCGCCCCAUGGGUCUCCCGGUCAUGGCCAGCUACGACAGAGCCUGGAUAUCGCGCAACACCACGCUAUUCCUAUUAAUUAUUCUGGAUAUAAUGACAACAAAUUACAUAGCCUGGUGGGCUUAUUCACAAUAUAAUCUGGUAAUGAAAUAACAUGACAAAUACAUUUUGUUUUCCACGUUACACCUGCAAUUUUAAACAAUACAAUGGGCUUAAAGUAGCCAACUUGAAUUUGGAGCUCAGAAAUUCAAGUAGCCUACUAGGCCAUUACAAAUUUUAAAAACGAACUUAUUUUGGUCACUUUCUCAUUAUAAUGACAUCGAUUAUGAGAUUUAAAUGGUGAGAUUAAAGCCACCGCUAUUCAUGGCUGAAUUAUGUUUGGCUGGGUCGGCAACAUAGGAUACAGAAAAAUCGCAAUGUAUGCAUCCAAUCUAUUCAGUCAGGCUAUGUCCACAUACAUUUCACAUAUUUUAGAAUGUAAUAAUAAGUUGAAUAUUAAUGCAUUGGCAAGGCCAAAAAAAAUAUAUAUUCCUAAAUGCAUGUAAAAGUCCCCAAAAGUUCUUGAAUUUGACUUGCCAAUAUCUGUAUGAGCCCUGCUUAAUUAAAGAAGUAUAGUCCUAGGCCUAUUUUGUUGUAUAAGUUAUGGACCAAUUUGCAAAUAUUCACUUUUAUUCCACUAAGUACACAUGUGGAACUGCAUGUGAAUCCUUUUUGUUUCAAACCAUUUUGAAAAUUUGAUCCCAAUGUCACACAUUGUCUCCAUUAUUUAUAGAAAGACCCAUAUAUGGACAGCAACACUUGGCAGUAUAAAAUCAUUACUUUAAUAUUUACUUAAGUAAGCAGGUCCUGUGGGGGGAUAAAUGUGUAUUUGUGUAAUGUCUGUAGGUUUUUUUUUGUCCUGUCAUCACAAAAAAAUGAGAUCUUUCUUUAUGUUUGCAACACUUUCUACAAAACCUCCCAUUUUCUUUCUAGCACUUGAGAGAGAUGCUGAGAUCAGCCUGGUGAAGGUUGAGGACAUUCCAAACAAGAAGGACCUUGAUGGAGACUGGCUGAACAACCCCGCCUGCGGCAGCGGAUCCUGGAUGUGUGUAACGUACGGCAGAAAUGGUUCUUUGCUAACGUGAGAUCAAAUCAAAUCAAGCUGUAUUUAUAUAGAACAUUUCAGACAUGAAUGUAACGCAAUGUGCUUCACAGGGAAAAACAAAUAUAAAUGAAUGUAAAUAAACAGAAACAUGAGUGGAUAAAAAAAACUAAAGAAUAACAAUAAAAAGGUAAAGACUGAAAAGGCACCCUAAGGGGAAAGAAAGGUGUGUUUUAAGAUCUCUGUUAAAAAUGUCCUCCAUUUUCAGCCCCCCUCAGGUUCUCUGGCAGGCUAUUCCAGAGGCUGUGGGCAUGGUAACUAAAGGCUGCCUCCCCAUGCCUCUUGGUCCUAGGCUUUGGGAUAGUUAAAAGGCCAGUGCCAGAGGACCUGAGGGACCUACUGGGUACAUACACUACCAGUCAAAAGUUUGGACACCUACUCAUUCAAGGGGUUUUCUUUAUUUUUACUAUUUUUUACAUUGUAGAAUAAUAGUGAAGACAUCAAAACUAAAAGGCCAAGUCCAUAUUAUGACAAGAACAGCUCAAAUAAGCAAAGAGAAAUCACAGUCCAUCAUUACUUGAACACAUGAAGGUCAGUCAACAUGGAACAUUUCAAGAACUUUGAAAACCAUCAAGAGCUGUGAUGAAACUGGCUCUCAUGAGGAUCGCCACAGGAAUGGAAGACCCAGAGUUACUUCUGCUGCAGAGGAUAAGUUCAGUAGAGUUACCAGCCUCAGAAAUUGCAGCCUAAAUAAAUGCUUCACAGAGUUCAAGUAACAUACAUAUCUCAACAUCAACUGUUCAAAGGGGACUGUGUGAAUCUGGCUCCAUGGUUGAAUGGCUCAAAGAAACCACUACUAAAGGACACCAAUAAGAAGAAGAGACCUGCUUGGGCCAAGAAACACAAGCAAUUGACAUUAGAUCGGUGGAAAUGUGUCCUUUGGUCUAGAGUCCAAAUUGGAGAUUUUUGGUUCCAACCGCUGUGCCUUUGUGAGACAUGGUGUAGGUGAACGGAUGAUCUCUGCAUGUGUAGUUCCCACUGUAAAGCAUGGAGGAGGAGGUGUUAUGGUGUGGGGGUGCUUUGCUGGUGACACUGUCUGUGAUUUAUUUAGAAUUCAAGGUACACUUAACCAGCAUGGCUACCACAGCAUUCUGCAGUGAUAUGCCAUCCCAUCUGGUUUGGGCUUAGUGGGACUAUCAUUUGUUUUUCAACAGGACAAUGACCCAACAUACCUCCAAACUGUGUAAGGGCUAUUUUACUAAGAAGGAGAGUAAUGGAGUGCUGCAUCAGAUGACCUGGCCUCCACAAUCCCCCGACCUCAACCCAAUUGGGAUGGUUUGGGAUGAGUCAGACCGCAGAGUGAAGGAAAAGCAGCCAACAAGUGCUCAGCAUAUGUGGGAACUCCUUCAAGACUGUUGAAAAAGCAUUCCAGGUGAAGCUGGUUGAGGCAAUGCCAAGAGUGUGCAAAGCUGUCAUCAAGGCAAAGGGUGGCUAUUCGAAGAAUCUCAAAUAUAAAAUAUAUUUUGAUACGUUUAACACUUUUUUGGUUACUACAUCAUUCCAUAUGUGUUAUUUAAUAGUUUUGAUGUCUUCACUAUUAUUAUACAAUGUAGAAAAUAGUAAAAAAUAAAGAAAAACCCUUUAAUUAGUAGGUGUGUCCAAACUUUUGACUGGUACUGUAUAUGGACGAGCAAUGACAGAGCGGCAUGGACUAAGAUAUAGUAGAAUAUUAUAGAAUACAGUAUAUACAUAUGAGAUGAGUAGUGCAAGAUACAGUGGGGAGAACAAGUAUUUGAUACACUGCCGAUUUUGCAGGUUUUCUUACUUACAAAGCAUGUAGAGGUCACUAAUUUGUAUCAUAUGUACACUUGAACUGUGAGAGACGGAAUCUAAAACUCCAGAAAAUCACAUUGUAUGAUUUUUCAGUAAUUUUAAGUAAUGCAAUAAAAUGCAAAUUAAUUACUUAAAAAUCAUACAAUGUGAUUUUCAGGAUUUUUGUUUUAGAUUCCGUCUCUCACAGUUGAAGUGUACCAAUGAUAAAAAAUUACAGACCUCUACAUGCUUUGUAAGUAGGAAAACCUGCAAAAUCGUCAGUGUAUCAAAUACUUGUUCUCCCCACUGUAUGUAAACAUUAAAGUGACUAGUGUUCCAUUUCUUAAAGUGGCCAGUGAUUUCUAUAGGCAGCAGCAGCCUCUAAUGUGCUUGUGAUAGCUUUUUAACAGUCUGAUGGCCUUGAGAUAUAAGCUGUUUUUCAGUCUAUCUGUCCCAGCUUUGAUGCACCUGUACUGACCUCGCCUUCUGGAUGAUAGCGGGGUGAACAGGCAGUGGCUCGGGUGGUUGAUGUCCUUGAUGAUCUGUUUGGCCUUCCUGUGACAUCGGGCACUGUAGGUAUCCUGGAGGGGCAGGUAGUUUGCCCCCGGUAAUGCGUUGGGCAGACCGCACCACCCUCUGGAGAGCCCUGCGGUUGCGGGCGGUGCAGUUGCCGUACCAGGCGGUGAUACAACCCGACAGGAUGCUCUCAAUUGUGCAUCUGCAAACGUUUGAGGGUUUUAGGUGCCGAGACAAAUUUCUUUAGCCUCCUGAGGUUGAAGACGCUCUGUUGCGCCUUCUUCACCACAUUGUCUGCGUGGGUGGAUCAUUUUAGUUUGUCAGGUGUAGUUUCCUACCUUCACCACCUGGGGGCGGACCGUCAGGAAGUCCAGGACCCAGUUGCACAGGGCGGGGUUCAGACCCAGGGCCUCAAGCUUAAUGAUGAGCUUGGAGGGUACUAUGGGGUUGAAUGCUGAGCUAUAGUCAAUAAACAGCAUUCUUACAUAGGUAUUCCUCUUGUCCAGAUGGGAUAGGGCAGUGUGCAGUGUGAUAGCAAUUGCAUCGUCUGUGGAUCUAUUGGGGCGGUAAGCAAAUUGAAGUGGGUCUAGGGUGACAGGUAAGUCUCUCAAAGCACUUCAUGAUGACAGAAGUGAGUGCUACUGGGCGAUAGUCAUUUAGUUCAGUUACCUUUGCUUUCUUGGGUACAGGAACAAUGGUGGCCAUCUUGAAGCAAGUGGGACAGCAGACUGGGAUAGGGAGAGAUUGAAUAUGUCUGUAAACACACCAGCCAGCUGGUCUGUGCAUGCUCUGAGGACGCAGCUAGGGAUGCCGUCUGGGCCGGCAGCCUUGCGGGGGUUAACAUGCUUAAAUGUCUUACUCACAUCAGGCACAGAGAAGGAGAGCCCACAGUCCUUGGUAGUGGGCCGCAUCGGUGGCACUGUGUUAUCCUCAAAGCGGGUGAAGAAGGUGUUUAGCUUGUCCGGAAGCAAGACGUCAGUGUCGGCAACGUGGCUGGUUUUCCUUUUGUAGUCCGUGAUUGUCUGUAGAUGCUGCCACAUACGUCUCGUGUCUGAGCCGUUGAAUUGCGACUCCACUUUGUCUCUAUACUGAUGUUUUGCCUUUUUAAUUGCCUUGCGGAGUGGGUAGCUACACUGUUUGUAUUCUGCCAUAUUCCCAGUCACCUUGCCAUAGUUAAAUGCGGUGGUUCGCGCUUUCAGUUUUUUGCGAAUGCUGCCAUCUAUCCACGGUUUCUGGUUAGGGUAGGUUUUAAUAAUCACAGUGGGCACAACAUCUCCUAUACACUUCCUGAUAAACUCAGUCACCGUUUCAAUGUAUUCGUUAAAAUUAUUUUCGCAAGCUACCCGGAACAUAUCGCAGUCCACGUGAUCAAAACAAUCUUGAAGCGUGGAUUCCGAUUGGUCAGACCAGCGUUGAAUAGUCCUUAGCACGGGUACUUCCUGUUUGAGUUUCUGCUUGUAUGAAGGGAGGAGCAAAAUGGAGUCGUGGUCAGAUUUGCCAAAAGGAGGGCGGGGGAGGACCUUAUAACCAUCCCGGAAGUUCGAAUAGCAGUGGUUGAGAAUUUUAUUAGCCCGAGUACAACAGUCGAUAUGUUGAUUUUCAACAGGACAAUGACUCAACACACCUCCAGGCUGUUUAAGGGCUAUUUGACCAAGAAGGAGAGUGAUGGAGUGCUGCAUCAGAUGACCUGGUCUCCACAAUCCACCGACCUCAACACAAUUGUGAUGGUUUGGGAUGAGUCGGACGGCGGAGUGAAGAAAAAGCAGCCAAAAAGUGCUCAGCAUAUGUGGUAACUCCUUCAAGACUGUUGGAAAAACAUUCCAGGUGAAGCUGGUUGAGAGAAUGCCAAGAAUGUGCAAAGCUGUCAUAAAGGCAAAGGGUGGCUAUUUGAAGAAUCUCAAAUAGAAAAUAUAUUUUGAUUUGUUUAACAUUUUUUUGGUUACUACAUGAUUCCAUGUGUGUUAUUUCAUAGUUUUGAUGUCUUCACUAUUAUUCUACAAUGUAGAAAAUAGUGAAAAUAAAGAAAAACCCUUGAAUGAGUAGGUGUCUCCAAACUUUCGACUGGUACUGUAACUCAAACGCAUGUCUUAUGUAUUGGGGUGCACAAUCGUUGAUUGAUUUAAAAAACCAAUAGAAUAAUCUUACAAUUAAUCCUAAAACUCACAGGCAGCCAGUGCAGAGACUUUAAAACCGGUGUAAUGUGUGCUCUCCUUCUGGUCUUGGUCUGUACCUGUGCUGCAGAAUUCUGUAUGUUUGUGUAGACCAGACAGGAGAGCAUUACAUUAGUCAAGCCUGCUUGUAGUAAAAGCAUGGAGGAGUCUCUCUGUGUCAGCCUGAGAUAGAAACGGCCGCACCUUGGCAAUGUUCCUCAGGUGGUAAAAAGCUAUUUUGCCUGGUGUUUUAUCUUUAUUGCCUGUGAAUUAAAAUGUGCGGCCAGAUUCUCUCUCUGUGCUUUGGCUCCAAUGAUACGUACCUCGUCUUGUCUUGAUUUAGCUGGAGGAAGUUGUGAGCCAUCCAAGUAUUUAAAUCACUAACUAAUACAGUCUAAUAAUUUAUACGUGGAGCUAAAAUACUCUGGUGACACAGAAAUGUAAAGUUGCGUAUCGUUUGCGUAUCAGUGAAAAUCAAUGCCGUGCUUUCUGCUAACGCUGCCAAGGGGUAACAUCGAGUAUAUAAACUGAACAGUACCGGACCCAAAAUCGAACCUUGUGGAAAGCCACAUGUGAUAUCUAUGUUCUCUGAGUUAUGUUCACCAACGGUGACAAAAAACUAUUGACCGGUUAAAUAGGUCCUAAACCAAUUUAGAACUGGACCGGAGAGGCCAACACACCUCUCCAGUCUGUCCAGAAGGACAUCAUGGUCAACCGUGUUGAAUGCAGCACUUAAAUCCAAGAGUACAAUGACAGAGAGCUGAUUAGCAUCUGUGUUGGCUCUAAGAUCAUUUACCACUUUAACUAAGGCUGUCUCUGUGUUGUGGCAGGCACGAAAAAACCAGAUAGGAAUUUUCAAAAAUACAGUUGGAACUGAAAAAAUAAUUUUGAUGUUUGAAAACCAAUUUCUCCAGAAUUUUGCUUAAGUACAGAAGGUUUGAAAUUGGCCUGGGUACUGAGAGAGAGUGGGCAGACGAUUUGACCCAAGUAGUGCUUAACAUACACUUUUGCCUGUGAUAUAAAGAAAACAACCUUUAUUAUACAUUUAUGACAUUUUGUCUGCAAUCUAUGGGUUAGUAAACCUCCCUGUACUACAAUUUUCUUAAGCACAUAUUCUUCUCUCUUAUAUCAAACCACAAACUCAGUGGUGCUAAACGUGAGGUGAGAUGACGUUACUGACCACAAGCUGCUCAUCUCAGCUCUAGGUUAGGAGCAGACCCUCACUAUCAGUCCACUGAAUCCAAUCUGUGUCGUGCAAUACCGGAGCUUUACCCCUAGGCAAUAGGUGAGACUACAAUUUUGAACCAGAAUGGAUGUUUUUUUAUUACCCUGUUCCCCUGAGAAGAGUAAUGAAAAAUUAUUGUAUUGAUUGGGUCAUGCGCACAAGCAAUACACUCACACACAAAUAAAACGCAGCCCUGCCACUUGGACACCACUCUGUGAGCCUGCACGCACAGGAAUGAUGAUCGCUCUGUGGCUUCUGAAUUCACUGGCUCUGAUGGGUGAGUUCUCAAGGUGGUUCAAUUAGCUAUUUUCGCAUGAUGAGUAACCUCGCUUGAGACCUGUAAACAUAUGUUAGCUCCCAGAGCUAAUGCCUUGCCUUGAGUUUUUAGCUCAGUGGGCUAACACAGUCGUGAGUUGCACAGUCUACACUUGAUUGAUGAUAUAAAGUUAACCUGUCCUGUUUGCCGUUAUUAUGGUAUCAGCUUAAUGUCUAAUAUUGGACCUCUCAUCUCCUUAGCAGGUGGCGUCUCAAGUACGAACAACUGUUCCUAUCAUCGUCUUCUAGAUCAUCUGGGUCUGUCACAGAAAAGUGAGAGUUUAUCAAAUGUGCGGCCGGUGUGGAACUGGACAACACCUACACCGGUUAUGGUGGACACAUAUCUAUAUGGUAUUUUGGAUGUGGUAAGUGUUUUUAGCUCCCUGUAGCUUACAUAUUCAGAUCUAACUUUCAAUCCUGUCUGUUUCAUAUUCCUUGUGGAUUGACCACUGACUGAUACAUUAAUAUAUCCUUUGUCCUGUAUGUUAAUAAAGAUCUAAAGUCCCCUGUUUAGGGGACCUGCGUGGUUCUGGUACCAGUUCCGACCGACAUUUUUGCUUAUAAAUCGAACUGUGGACAACGUAGAACGAAAUGGCUUGCAUUGAGAGGUAGCUCUGGAUCCCAAGGACACAGUCGUAUAUAUGUUUAAGGAUGUGAAAUCUGAAACCACUUGAAGCUGGGAUGUCCCUCCUACCAUUUCAUUUCGCUCUUCCGACUAUCCAUCAACUCCUAGCUGAACCUUGUGUCACAGCCACUGACAAAGCACAUGCCUGCAAUCCUUACAUCGUAGCGCAGCAGAAAAGAAUGGUUUCAUCACUGUAGCACAUUCGGAGAUCAAUUUAUAGCCAUUAAUUUUAAACAAUUCAUAUAUUUUAAACAAAAAACACUUUGUUUGUCAUAGAUGGACAAGAUAUACACUACCAGUCAAAAGUUUGGACACACCUACUCAUUCAAGGGUUUUUCUUUAUUUUUUACUAUUUUUUACAUUGUAGAAUAAUAGUGAAGACAUCAAAACUAUGAAAUAACACAUAUGAAACAUGUAGUAACCAAAAAAGUGUUAAACAAAUUAAAAUAUAUUUUAUAUUUGAGAUUCUUCCAAUAGCUACCCUUUGCCUUGAUGACAGCUUUGCAUACUCGUGGCAUUCUCUCAACCAGCUUCAUGAGGUAGCCACCUGGAAUGCAUUUAAAGUAUGAAGAAAAGUAUGAACAAAAAAAUUAUGUAUGCACUCACUAACUGUAAGUCGCUCUGGAUAAGAGCGUCUGCUAAAUGACUAAAAUGUAAAUGUAAAUGUAAUUAACAGGUGUGCUUUCUUAAAAGUUAAUUUGUGGAAUUGAUUUCCUUCUUAAUGCGUUUGAGCCAAUCAGUUGUGUUGUGACAAGGUAUACAGGAGAUAGCCCUAUUUGGUAAAAGACCAGGUCCAUAUUAUGGCAAGAACAGCACAAAUAAGCAAAGAGAAACGACAGUCCAUCAUUACUUUAAGACAUGAAGGUCAGUCAAUACGGAACAUUUCAAGAACUUUGAAAGUUUCUUCAAGUGCAGUCGCAAAAACCAGCAAGCACUAUGAUGAAGCUGGCUCUCAUGAGGACCACCACAGGAAUGGAAGACCCAGAGUUACCUCUGCUGCAGAGAAUAAGUUCAGUAGAGUUACCAGCCUCAGAAAUUGCAGCCCAAAUAAAUGCUUCAAAGAGAUCAAGUAACAGACACAUCUCAACAUCAACUGUUCAGAGGGGACUGUGUGAAUCAGGCCUUGAUGGUCGAAUUGCUGCAAAGAAAUCACUACUAAAGGACACCAAUAAUGAGAAGAGACCUGCUUGGGCCAAGAAACACGAGCAAUGGACAUUAGACCGGUGGAAAUUUGUCCUUUGAUCUAGAGUCUAAAUUUGAGAUUUUUGGUUCCAACCACUGUGUCUUUGUGAGACGUGGUGUGGAUGAACGGAUUAUCUCCGCAUGUGUAGUUCUCACCGUAAAGCAUGGAGGAGGAGGUGUUAUGGUGUGGGGAUGCUUUGCUGGUGACACUGUCUGUGAUUUAUUUAGAAUUCAAGGCACACUUAACCAGCAUGGCUAACACAGCAUUCUGCAGCGAUACGGUAUCCCAUCUGGUUUGGGCUUAGUGGGACUAUCAUUUGUUUUUCAACGGGACAAUGACCCAACACACCUCCAGGCUGUGUAAGGGAUAUUUUACCAAGAAGGAGAGUGAUGGAGUGCUGCAUCAGAUGACCUGGCCUCCACAAUCCCCCGACCUCAACCCAAUUGAGAUGGUUUGGGAUGAGUCGGACGGCAGAGUGAAGGAAAAGCAGCCAACAAGUGCUAAGCAUAUGUGGGAACUCCUUCAAGACUGUUGGAAAGCAUUCCAGGUGAAGCUGGUUGAGAGAACACCAAGAGUGUGCAAAGCUGUCAUCAAGGCAAAGGGUGGCUAUUUGAAGAAUCUCAAAUAUAAAAUAUAUUUUGAUUUGUUUAACAAAUUUUUGGCUACUACAUGAUUCCAUAUGUGCUAUUUUAUAGUUUUGAUGUCUUCACUAUUAUUCUACAAUGUAGAAAAUAGUUUUUAAAAAAAUAAAGACAAACCCUUGAAUGAGUAGGUGUGUCCAAACUUUUGACUGGUACUGUAGAUGAGAUGAAAGGCAAGUUCCUAACAAGUUCAGGAAGCCAAGCUAGAGCUCUGUGAGACAUUCACAGCUAUGGGGCCACACGUUUUGAUCAAGAGAUGUGCCUUUAGAAAAUGUGCACAAAUACGUAUUUUACAGUUAUAAGGAAGGUGCAAUCGUUUUAUAAUUUGAUUACACUAUAUUUAGAAAGCAUAUAUCAUUUCGAGCCUUAUUCAUACAGUUUUGUUGAAUAGGAAAUACAUCAUAUAAAAUAUUUCAUAUUUUUAUCAUAUUUGUAGUGUGUGCUUGAGCUUGUGUCCUCAAAAGUGACAAUUUAUUUUUUUUAAAUACCAGAAAGGUGAGAUUAUAACCUUUCUUGGAGUAAGCAGCAUUACUAGUUAUUGUUUAUGGCCCUCUCAUGAUAAAUAAUUACUUUUGGGGAUUACAUUUAGUUACAUUUAACUGUAUGUCCUGUAUGUUAAAGUGACUAGUACUAAACUGAUUUCAGCAUUUUGUAACACAGUGCACUGAAUGAUCUCUGUGUAAGUAAAUGCACAAUAUGUACUGCAUGCACUGCCACACACUAAAGUGUUGUCUCUGUGACAUCCAUUCAUUUCUGAUUGUUUGCAGAAUGAGAAGUCCCAAACCUUCACCUCCCAUGUGAUGAUCUCAAUGGUAAGUACAGUUAAUCAUAGUUAGUUAUCAUAGUUAUCAUUUAGAUGUGAUUGGGGCAGGUAGGGCAGAAUUUAGCUGAGACUCUGAUAUUUCACUUUAAAAUGUAUGCCAAACAAAAAUUCAUGAUUGCAAUGUAGUGGACACCUGGGUGCCCCAGGUCUUGAAAAAGAAAAUAUCAAACUGAUUGAAAGUAUAAGGGGGAUAUCUGUGAACAAAUGCCAUGGUCAAGGGUACGUUUUUUUUUUUUUUUACGGGUGUUUGAGUUGUGUGGUUGCAAUAUUAACAGUCUCUUAUCUCUUGGCAUGCAUCAUUCAAGACUAUGUUUACAUUGUUUGCAGCACAAUGGGCAUGUCUCAAGAAAGACUGUAUGGGUUGGCAAUACAGAGAAUGGAAAACCAUCUGGUCAGCAACCUGGACCUACAGGCCAUGGACACACAUUUUCACACACAAAAGGAGGACUUCAGGAGACCAGGGGCGUCUCUAAAAUUGGAUUUAAUUAGAUUUAGGCCGAAUUUAAUUGACCUUGAUUAUUGCCGCCCAUUUGACAAAACCUGCUAAGUUCAACAAUAAAUAGUGUCUGAAUUUAUCCUCAAGCCGACUACUUUUUACCAAGUCUUUAGGCUAUUUGAUUAUUCAUUUUUAUAAAAAGUUUAUAAAUAGCACCUAAGUCGCAGCUAAUGAUGGUAUAUACUGUAGCUAUAGAUAGUACACUGCAUAAUGAAACAAUCUCUAGUAAGCUAGUGUUUUGAGGGUGGACUGACUGUAUUAUUUGGCAUUAAUAGACUGGUUUUACAAACAAGUUUUUAUCCAAGCUUGGAGAGCGCAAGGACGGCUCAUGUCAUGUAGGUUCAGUUAGCCUGUACAGGACAGCUGUACUAUAACAAAAUAAAUAAAUAAAUUGGUAGCUGAUUGUUAUUCUUUUGUAUCGAAAAUGAAUUUGACAAUCUGCGAUGUUUGAAUUUCUAACUUGAAUUACUGAAAAAGUAAUUAUAUUAUUGCCAUCAGCCAGCGGUCUAAAAAUGCAGCAUUGCGACAUCGUGUAUAGCUUCGUGAAAUGUUAGGAGGCUUAACCUGAGAAAAUUAUGACCAAAUAGACCUACCAAUAAACAUUAAUCCAUUAGCUAAAGCAAAGCUAUGCCCUGGCACCAUAGAAAGCCUAUCAUCGAUUCGAUAGGCAUGCAGCCACAAAGACAUGUUGCAACUUCAGCACCAUGGACAGCGAUCGGUAGUCUACUUUGUGAGUGGCAGUCUGGCUGACACAUUCAAUUAUUAAUUUUUUAGGAGGGGGAAUUGUUCAAAGUAGUCCUUGUGCAUAGAGUUGUAUGGUUUGUUUAACUUUGCAAUCAUUGUUGUUUUUUUUGGCAUACAUUUUAAAGUGAAAAAAAAAAGAGUCUCCGUGUAAUUCCUUUACCAUAGGAAUUGCCCAAUAGGUAGAGAUUAUGUUUAAACUCAGCAAAAAAAAGAAACAUCCCUUUUUCAGGACCCUGUCUUUCAAAGAUAAUUUGUACAAAUCCAAAUAACUUCACAGAUCAUCAUUGUAAAGGGUUUAAACACUGUUUCCCAUGCUUGUUCAAUGAACCAUAAACAAUUAAUGAACAUGCACCUGUGGAACGGUCAUUAAGACACUAACAGUUUACAGAUGGUAGGCAAUUAAGUUAUGAAAAUGUAGGACACUAAAGAGGCCUUUCUACUGACUCUGAAAAACACCAAAAGAAAGAUGCCCACGGUCCCUGCUCAUCUGCGUGAACAUGCCUUAGGCAUGCUGCAAGGAGGCAUGAGGACUUCAGAUGUGGCCAGGGCAAUAAAUUGCAAUGUCCGUACUGUGAGACGCCUAAGACAGCGUUACAGGGAGACAGGACGGACAGCUGAUCGUCCUCGCAGUGGCAGACCACGUGUAACAACACCUGCACAGGAUCGGUACAUCCGAACAUCACACCUGCGGGACAGGUACAGGAUGGCAACAACAACUGCCCGAGUUACACCAGGAACGCACAAUCCCUCCAUCAGUGCUCAGACUGUCCGCAAUAGACUGAGAGAGGCUGGACUGAGGGCUUGUAGGCCUGUCGCAAGGCAGGUCCUCACCAGACAUCACAAACCCACCGUCGCUGGACCAGACAGGACUGGCAAAAAAUGCUCUUCACUGACGAGUUGCAGUUUGUCUCACCAGGGGUGAUGGUCGGAUUCGCAUGUAUCGUUGAAGGAAUGAGCGUUACACCGAGGCCUGUACUCUGGAGCGGGAUCGAUUUGGAGGUGGAGGGUCCAUCAUGGUCUGGGACGGUGUGUCACAGCAUCAUCGGACUGAGCUUGUUGUCAUUGCAGGCAAUCUCAACACUGUACGUUACAGGGAAGACAUCCUCCUCCCUCAUGUGGUACCCUUCCUGCAGGCUCAUCCUGACAUAACCCUCCAGCAUGACAAUGCCACCAGCCAUACUGCUCAUUCUGUGCGUGAUUUCCUGCAAGACAGGAAUGUCAGUGUUCUGCCAUGGCCAGCAAAGAGCCCGGAUCUCAAUCCCAUUGAGCACGUCUGGGACCUGUUGGAUCGGAGGGUGAGGGCUAGGGCCAUUCCCCCCAGAAAUGUCCGGGAACUUGCAGGUGCCUUGGUGGAAGAGUGGGGUAACAUCUCACAGCAAGAACUGACAAAUCUGGUGCAGUCCAUGAGGAGGAGAUGCACUGCAGUACUUAAUGCAGCUGGUGGCCACACCAGAUACUGUUACUUUUGACCCCCCCCCCCCCCCCCCCCCCCCCCCUUUGUUCAGGGACACAUUAUUCAAUUUCUGUUAGUCACAUGUCUGUGGAACUUGUUCAGUUUAUGUCUCAGUUGUUGAAUCUUGUUAUGUUUAUACAAAUAUUUACACAUGUUAAGUUUGCUGAAAAUAAACGCAGUUGACAGUGAGGACGUUUCUUUUUUUGCUGAGUUUAUAUAACGUCAAUCCAUCUCUAAAAGGCUGUGAAUGUCUUCUUAUUUCCACCUCUUGCUCUCCUCAUAUUUGAUAUUGAAUACUCAUCAACCUGCCUAAUCAGACUCAUAGGAACCAUUCAUCAUCAAUAUGAAUGUCAUUGCUUCUUUAUGACUCAAUUACACUCUUGACCAAUAACACCAUCCAUACACUGCAGUGUUAUAUCAUGUUUUAAUGAAAACACAUAGGCUUAGUUUUAACUUGGUCUGUAAGGAUUGUGGUUUUAUUCACCCAUGAGCCUCUUCACUCCCAUGUCUUUUUACAGGGCUGGGAGAAUGAACUGAUAUCGUGGGAACCCAAUGACUGGUGUGGGAUUGAGAGUGUAGCAGUUCCCAGAGACAUGCUGUGGAUACCAGAUGUAAUGAUCUUAGAGGAGUGAGUACCAUUCAUCAUAGGGAUGUUGAAAUGAUUGAUAUCAUUUGCACAUGAUUACAAUGGCAUGAUAUAAAAAGUAAUCUAAUGCAGCGUACUCUAGUGAAUGUGAAUGUCUAUAAUGGUGCAUGAUUGACAAGAGGUUCAAUAACACAUCCAAAACAUCCUGAACAAUGGGCAUUAGCAUUGGGUGUGAGAACCCCAUUUCUCUGUGUGUGUUUAGUGCACUGUUUCAGGGACAACAUAUACCGUAGAUUACAGGCACUUUUAUGAAAAGGCUGUUUUCACUCGUAGUAAUUAGAACUGCUCUGUUUCCUGUUGGAACGUGUUCUCUUCAUAAGCCUCUUAAAAACAGCAAAUAUGUCUCAUUGUCUGGGAGAGCGUAGCUGAGUAAAGUAAUUUCAGUCCAUAUAUACAUAUCUAUGGAGUUGAGUUGUGAUUUGGUGGUGUCCCCAUCAGACAAUACUUGUAAAAAGUUCAUUUGUUAAACCCUUACUGUGUACCUAUGUUUGUCCUGUGUUACUGUGGUCCUUUCUUUGUUUACUGAAAUCCAUAAUUUUUCAUAAAACUUUAAUCGUAGGCUGAGAUUCAAUUGGCACAUGCGGAUUUGCACUGAGUUGCCAUCUUAGAUCAACAGAAACGGGAAAGAUUAUUGUAUUUGAUGAGUUUUAUUAAAAAGUAUGGAUUUCAGCAAACAAAGAAAGGAACACAGUAUCGACUGAUAGCAACCCAAUGUAGCCGGUGGUACACUCCGCCGACAAUCAUCGCAACUCGACUCCAUAGAGAUGUAUACUGCAUAUGGACAGAGUUGAGUUUACUCAUCUAGGGAGAGCGAUGCCUUGUUUGCUUUUAAUGAAAAACACAAUGAACCUGACCUUCAGUCUGAUAUCUAAUGCCAAGUGAGGUUAAACUAAAUCAGUUGCUCCAUGAUGUAACAUUAGCCAUGAAAUCUUUAUUUAAUUACAGUAUGUCUCUAUAAAAAAAGUAAACUCUAACUGUAGUUGAAUACUGAUACACUGUUGUCUGCACCCUCAGCAUUUCUGAUACAGGCAGCAUCACAUUGAGCCCCUACACCGAGGUGGCCCACUCUGGCAUGGCCUACGUGACAGAAAGCCGCCGGUUGACCACCACCUGCAAGAUGAAUCUUUUUAAGUUCCCCUUUGACACCCAGAACUGCAGCAUUACUUUUAUUUCCUUUAUGCUCAAAGGUACACACACAAACACACACAAACACACACAAACACACACACACACACACACACACACACACACACACACACACACACACACACACACACACACACACACACACACACACACACACACACACACACACUGGAGGUAUGAUAGAUUUUCUUUAAUCUUUUCACUAAUAGGAAUAAAGUUGGGGCCCUUCUCCAACAGCAUUAUCAUGAGCCAAUUUUCCGAAAAGGUCAUGGUUACAUUGGGGGAAUGGGACUUCCUGGGCAUUAGGUUGUCCAUGGAAAAGCUAAUCUACGACAACAACAUUGUUUGGGACAAGCUGGUCUACAAGGUAUGCAAAUCAGAGAGAGCAAGAACUUGAACAGGAAUGUGUUCUCUCAUGAUAUUUGAUAAUUCUCAAAACAAUGUUAAGUCCAGUAAGUUUCUACUUUCCUCACAGAUCAGCAUACGAAGAAGACCCCUAUUAUAUGUGAUCAACCUACUACUACCACUCUUAUUUUUCCUCAUCCUGGACUUGGCCUCCUUUUUCAUUGAUGAGGCCAAGGGAGAAAAGCUGGGCUACAAAGUGACCAUACUCUUGUCCAUUUCUGUCUUACUGCUGAUUCUCAAUGACAUCCUGCCUUCCACAGCAGAUGACCUGCCACUCAUAGGUAAUAAUAUGAACUGCCAAUCAUAUCAUGUCAAAUCUCAAUCCAUCUACCUCUCUACAACAGUGGACAGUGACACAUAGAUGCUAGCUAAGCUGAAACUGUUUUGCAUGGCUAAUGUUUUCUAAUUAACUUUUUGAUUAUGGCUAAGCUGUUAGCACUUUGUUAUUUUAUACCAUAAAUGGUCAAGUCUGGUCAUCUGGGGCCACAGUUUACAUUUUGUUGGGGGAAAAAACAGCUAGCAAUUACUUGAUUUUAGGAACACAUCUCAAUCAGUUCAUGUUAACAUAAGCCCGCUGUGCACAGUUUCAUUUAACACAAGCCCACAGUAAACCUGCACUUUUGUUAUUAAGGAUAGAAAAUGUACAAUGUGAAGUCUUCAUCUCUUCUUCACAUAAUUUGUGCUCCAUCUCCAGCUCUUUACUGCAUCGUAAUCUUUGCCCUCACGGGCCUCAGCCUCCUGGAGACCAUGCUGGUGAGCUUCCUGAUUGAUAUGGACAGCAGGGCUGAUCAGGACAUCCAGACCUCUUCUAAGACCUGUGAGGAGACUCAGGAAGAGACCGACUGCCAAAGAGGUGAAAUCUCUUGUUCUUUUGUCAUCCUCAUAAGAGUGUUCAUUCUUGGGUAAACGCCACAUUGAUUCUAGGAGGGGAGGAAGGGGAUUGUUCAUGAUGAUCAAGAUCUGUCCUUAUGUUUGUAAUACUUGCUACAAAACCUACCAUUUUCUUCCUAGAGUCUCAGAGAGAUGCUGAGAUCAGCCUGGUGAAGGUUGAGGACAUUCCAAACAAGAAGGACCUUGAUGGAGACUGGCUGAACAACCCCCGCCUGCUGCAGCGGAUCCUAGAGGUGCGGAACAUACGGCAGAAAUGGUUCUUUGCUAACAUGAAGAAGAAGAAGCCUGGGCACUGGGAGAGAGUGGGCAGAAAAUUUGACCAGGCUUACUUUUGCCUUUAUCUCAUCACCACCAUUGGUUUUCUGGCAUUCAUUUAUCACGAGUGGCUUCAUUAG
Coregonus sp. 'balchen' is the source of this 17914-nucleotide messenger RNA. The record is from the annotation of a GenBank genome assembly. Lineage: Eukaryota; Metazoa; Chordata; Actinopteri; Salmoniformes; Salmonidae.